This is a messenger RNA of Phascolarctos cinereus (koala), 3070 nucleotides long. RefSeq names its product SUN domain-containing protein 2-like. Gene Ontology annotation, cellular component: meiotic nuclear membrane microtubule tethering complex; nuclear envelope. Gene Ontology annotation, molecular function: protein-membrane adaptor activity. The record is from RefSeq and is a predicted model, not a curated record. Lineage: Eukaryota; Metazoa; Chordata; Mammalia; Diprotodontia; Phascolarctidae.
AUGGGAAAAUGUGCUUCUGGCACGCGCCGCGCGCCAGCGUUCGCCAGGCGUUACCUCGGUAGCCAAGCAAAGGACGCGGACUGGGACGCGGACGCGGACUGGGCGGUCUCAGCAGAAUUCCCUUGGAAGAUGUCUCGGCGCAGUGAGCGCCUGCGCCUCCGGUACCACCUACACGUUGAUGGAGAUGGCGGCGGCAGCAGCACCAGCAGCAGUGGCUGCAGUUCCCCUGUGGUCGGCCAGCACAUUCAAUGCAAUGACAGUUCCCUCAGGACUCGGAGGAGGAAGUCAAGUAGGGUCAAAGGCCUCUCACCAUCCCCUCUCCUGGCCACAAUCACCUGCAGCACCCCUGGAUCCUCCUCAGGAUAUAGGUCUGAGGAUGACUGUGCAGGGCACUCGCUUUUGGACCAGCCUGGCUCUGCAUCCAACCUAAAGAACAGGGCUUCCCCAGGUGGCCCUUCCUUCUGGAUGGCCAUCCACUUCUCAGGUUGGCUCUUUGGCCUGCUCCGCUGGUGCCUUCAUAACACCUGGUACCGCCUGACCACAGCUGUCUCCCUGCAGGACAUCUAUGUUUUCACCAGGAGCUUUUCCACUGGGAAGAAGUUGCUCCUCUCUGUCUUGGGCAUGCUGUUUCUUGUGGCUUUGCUGGAUUAUGGUGCUUGGUAUUUCUACCCCUCUGGACUCCGGACCUUCCACCCUGCUAUGCUCUCCUGGUUGGCAGCAAAGGGUAGCAGCAGGAGACAGGACGUGUGCGAAUCAGGAGAAUUCACCCCAGAUUUCCAGGAGCUGGAAAGCGGGGUGCUCCAGCACAUGUCUGAGUGGCAAGGUUUGUCCCAGGAAGACUCCCAGGACAAAAGGCCAAAGGAGAUGGCUUCCCUGGAGGCCCAGCUGGCUGGCCUGAGGCAGGAGCUGGCGGCCAUCAGCCAGAGACAGGCUGCAAUGGCCCAAGAAAUCCACCUUUGGCGAGAAAAGAUGGUGGCCCUGCGCAGUGAUAUGGAGUCUCACGUCCCAGCUUUAAUCCAGGAAUACUUUGUUGGAGACAAGGGCACUAAGGCCGGACUUACACAGCUAGAGGAGGUGCAGGCUCAGCUUUGGGACCUGGAGCAAAGACUCCUCAGGCAUAUGGCAGAGGAGCAGGACAAGACUGCCAGCAAAGUUGCUGCUGACUUGAGGCUGACCCUUCUGGAAGAAGGAGUGACCACGGGGGUGACAGAGGAGGAAGUGCGUGAGAUCGUGCGGCAGGCCCUGAAACUGUAUAGUGAAGAUCGCAUUGGGCUGGUGGAUUAUGCCUUGGAGUCCUCAGGGGCCAGCAUCCUCAGUAGCCACAGCUCAGAGACCUAUGGCACCAGGACGGCCGUAAUCAGUCUGUUUGGUAUCCCCUUGUGGUAUCAUUUCCAGACCCAAAGAGCCAUCAUCCAGCCAAAUGUCUACCCCGGCAACUGCUGGGCAUUCCGGGGCCCCCAGGGCUUUGUUGGGGUUCGCUUGUCUGCCCGCAUCCACCUCACUGCCGUCACUUUGGAGCACGUGCCCAGAGCCCUGUCCCCAGUCAGCAACAUCACCAGCGCCCCCAAGGACUUCGUCAUCUUGGGGCUCAAUGAAGAUUCCCAGGUGGAAGGGGUGGCCCUGGCGAAGUUCACCUAUGAUAAUGCUGGGGAGGCCAUUCAGACCUUCCACUUUCAGGGCAACGGCACAGCCCCAUACCAGCUGGUACAGCUUCAAGUUUUGAGCAACUGGGGUCACCCGGACUAUACUUGCAUUUACCGCUUCCGGGUCCAUGGCAAGCCUGCCAAUUAGAACCUCCCUGCCGGGUCCCUUCACCCUUUCCUCUGUCAGCCACAAGCAAGCAGUUCUCCCACCUCCUCGUCCCUUCUGGCCACUGUGACUUCUGGGAAAGAGACAGAACGUGGGAGCCCACCUCCCUGGAGCCAUCUUGCCCCACCAAGCCCUCUAUGAUAUGGAGGAGACCACCAGCUGAGCAAUUUCUGUUUCAAUCCACAGCAUCUGCAGUGUCAGGUGCCUCAGCUCCCUGCCAAGCCCUGCCUACCUCCAAGACGUGUAGAAAGAGCUCUGUAGUAGAUGUUGGGGGGUGGUAGGGAGUAGUCAGGGCCUUGCUAUGCUCAGCAGCAGUCCCACAGAAACACAGCUUACACCACCCUGGGUCUAGGGCAAGGAAUUUGGUGCAGUAAGGGCAUGAUAAACUGGGCAGCGGCAAAGGGCAGACUGGGAGCCAGUCCCACAUGGGCACACUCCAGCAGGGGGCUAAUGCCGCUCUCCAUGGGACCUUGCAUGGUUCUCUUUACCACUGGCAAUGAUGGGUGCAGUCUUUGAAAUCCGAAGAAGUACCUGGGAAUGACCGCACCUGUCUGUGCUUUUGAUUCGAACAAGGCCAAUGGCCUGGAUUUCAGGGAAGUUCUGCCCCCAGGAUUACCUGCACUGGCAUUUAGUACGGCAGCUGGGGAUGUACCCAUGGCUUGGUGGCCCCUCCUACCCACUGGGGCUUCCUUUAGAGAGGACUGGAAGGUUGCAGGUGUGUGGCAAAGGCAGUAGCAUUACAUACACAAGUCAUCAUGAAUUAGCUACUGCUGAAAGGAAGCUGGGUCCAGAGUACAGCUACCAGCCAUGGGGAGAAGAACUUCCCCUAUGCCGCUGGUACGAGAUUUCUCCUGCCUGCCCCUCGAGAGCCCAGAGACCCUCAUUCUCCACUCUAGCCAUGCUUUUAUCCACCUCCUCACCUGGAGCUCAGUCACUGUGCUCUCUCCUUUGGGACCAUCAGCUCCUGUGGUUGUGGCUAUGGGAGGAAAGAGACUGGCCAGGAUACUGUUGGGGAUUGGUCUUUCCCUAUCCCUGUCUAGUGCUGGCAUUGAGCUGAUGCUGUCCUCUAUCCUUGAGGCAAACAUGACAUGCCUCAGGUGCCUCUGCAGGGAAACAGGGCAUUGCAGGCUCAUCAGUCUUUUACUCUCAGCUCGGAUUCUAGUUCUUUUUCAGCCACAUUAGCAUAUGGGGAGGUUGAAUGGGAUAGGGUUGGGGGAGGGGCUUGUUGAAGCUAAGUCUGGGAUGGGGGAGGGAGGGAGGG